Somion occarium is the source of this 1585-nucleotide messenger RNA. The record is from the annotation of a GenBank genome assembly. Lineage: Eukaryota; Fungi; Basidiomycota; Agaricomycetes; Polyporales; Cerrenaceae.
GGGUGAAUCCGAGUCAAUUGGUUAGCGCAAGCAGGCAUCCGAAGAGAGCCCGUUCGUCUUCCGCGCAUUGAGUGUCUGCCCCGAAAUAGCUCACCUCCUGGCACACUGGGAGUGCCAAGCCCAAGUUGUCGUAUUUUUAGCUUCCGUUUAUUUUAGCUGUCCAUGCCAGGUAGCCGUAUCCACUGCCAGAAAGCGCACAUACUAUGAGAGCUUGGUGUCUCGGAUGCUGAGUACUCGUAAGAGCUAUUGAUGGUGGGCGUGGGGUACACAGCGGAGGACGAUACUGACGACUUCCAAGAGCAGAUCCAAGAGAACCAAGCAUCGCGCAAUGUGGCCCGUGCAAGGGCAGACACCGGUCGUCGGUUUCCUUGAAGUCUUGGCAUCCUAUAUUUACCGCUUGGGUUCCUCAACCCGCAGUGGCAAAGAUAGAUCGUCCUUGGCUUCACUCAAAUACGCUCUCAUCCUGUGAAAAUGCAGUCCACGUCUAUCCCGGUCCCCUCCAAGCCUCUCUCUUCUCCCCCGCCUCAUGAGCUCGUUGCCUUCGCCGCCUUCAUAUUAUACACAUUCCGAUUCACAUUUUCAGCAGUAUAACUCACAUCACGAAUCGGCCAUGAAAGCUUUGCUAUCAUCGACUUGGCAUGUUCUCGAACAGCCUCCGCCCCCAAGCCUCCGUGAAAUACUUAGUGCAUACAAGGCAAAAGGCGACGGCGAUCGCGAUAUGCUUCUCGCUAUGCUGAAUGCCAAAAGCGCAGAGGAUCAGCGCCUUGCUUCAAUAGCAUCUUUACAUCGAACGAUGCUUGAAGUGCAUCAGAUGUCUACUUCCACACAGGUUACGCCUUCUCACGUGCAAGAUGGACAUGCUUCGCAUUCGUACCAGCAUUUCCCGUCUCCACCGACCACAUCAUACCAUCAUUCUCCCCCAUUACCCCCACUCGUACAUACGAGUUCACACAUGCAGUCAGAAAGUAUUCCGCGAACACGCCACCGGGUAGAACCAUCAAUGUCCGCUACAACGAACCAUUACCGGGAUCACGAGCGAGAAAUCCUGCCCACGUCUUCACAUACUCGAAAGCGUCGUCGCACCUCUCGAUCUCCGCCACCCGCAAGGGAACCAAGAUUGCGAUCGAGCAUGCUCACGGCACAUCAACUGCCUCCGCAUGAUCUCCCGUUGUCCCCUUAUUCUUCCACGUCCUCACAUAGUAGCGGCGGAUCUCCACGAUCGAGAGAAUCCAUGGCUAUAGGUUCUCUGCUUUCUGAGACUCAAGGGCCGCCAAGAGAUCCAGUGUCUUCUAGUCGAAGAACCAGUUCAGAGCGAAGCACCCGGUCUAUCUCUCCUCUACGUCGUUAGUUUAUGUGGUAUCUGUAUGUAUUCCCUUUUGGGCUGUAAUCUCUCCACGUUUUACGCUUUUUAUCUUCCCCCUGGGAUACGCCAAGUACUGUUGUACUACGUGUUAGUCAUAGCUGCUGUAUGUUUCGUCUGUAUUCGUCGAAUUGUUUCCAUGGUAGUAGUAAUUAUUCUGGUGGUAGUACUCUCAAGCUGUCGCCACCUACACAUGCGUAUGGGAUCCCGUCAUUCGUGUGUUAC